UUGUCUGGAAACAAUAAUAUGUAGUAAAUAUGGCGUCCUGCACACGAUAAACACUGAGAUGUUUUUUUUUUUUAAUAAUUCAACAAAGAAAAAGAAUACAUAUUAAUUUCAAAAUGUAGUCUAUAGAUCAAGAAAUCUUGAAUAUAUCUUUAUAUUAUUAUCUGGAUCUAUUUUUAAAAGUUAAAAUGAAUUAAUUUGGAGUCAGUUUCAGUGAGUUUGAGUGUACAUCAGUCAAGACCAGUUCAGUAGUGUGACAGUGCGAGUAUAAAUAAUCACAUACCGACACAAUAAACAGAUCAAACUACAAAAUUUAAACACAUCAAUAACUGACUAAAAAAAAGCAGAUCGGUAUGUCCGACUCAGAAGAUGAGUUCCCUGAUAGGCAACUAAAACUUAUUGUUAUGGGAGAUGGAGCUUCUGGAAAGACUUCUCUAUGUAUGAGAUACUCACAAGAACAAUUCUCCAAAGAAUAUGGUCAGACUGUUGGCUUAGACUUUUAUUUGAAAAGAAUCAAUCUUUUAGGUGGGACUAAUGUUGCAUUGCAAGUCUGGGAUAUUGGUGGUCAGACGUUAGGUGGUAGCAUGUUGGACAACUACAUAUUUGGUGCACAUGGUGUGCUACUAGUGUAUGACAUCACCAACUAUUCUAGCUUUGAAAACUUGGAAGACUGGUUCAAUGCUGUCAAGAAAGUUUGUGGGACUGGCCCCAUGCCACACAUGGCACUUGUGGGCAACAAAUCUGAUCUUGAACAUAUGAGGACCAUCAAACUGGAUAAACACCAGAAGUUUGCACAUGACCAUAACAUGAGUAGUUAUUUUGUCUCUGCUAAAACUGGGGAAUCUGUUGCAUUAUGUUUCCAGAAAAUAGCCGCUGACAUCCUCCAGGUAAAGCUGAGCAAGCCUGAAGUAGACCAGCAUCACCGAGUCGUCAAAGCUGAGAUUAUAGACAGCAACAAUUCUCAUGGAGCCAAAGCUAAAAGAGUUCAGCUUCCACCUCGGCAAGCGAAGAGCUCUCUGUGCAACAUCACAUGAUUUUACCUCGACUCAUUGUUCAUUUGUAAAUAGGUCAUUGAGAGGCAAUACAUACACAUCUCGUCUCUUAAACUCAUUAUUAAUUUAUUAACCUAACCAAAAUUAUAUUCCCCCCACCGCCCAGUGUGUGGAGUAGCUAAACAUGCUGAUAGACACAUUGCUUAUACAAAGGUGUGUUUUUAUUAUUGAGUUGAAUGAAGUCAGUGAAGAAUGAAAGGCUGCGUUUGAAACAAUUUUUUUUAUUUAUGUGGCCAGAUUCAAUAUGAAAAAAUGACAUUUUAGGAUUAAAAAAAUGAAGCUCAAUUUAUUUCAAUCUCCGAACUAUUUUUUGUCAGUCACAUAUGAAUACAGAGGAUGCUACAAUAUGAAUUAUAUAACAGACUAUUAGGAUUAAGUCAGUUUUUUUUUUAAUCUUUUGUUUUAAAUACUUAUUAAAGUCUUUCUUUAUAAUUAUUGACUAAAACUUUGUACAUAAAUUUAACCUCAAUUAGUUCAUCACAUAUCAAGCUACUUAAAUAGCGUCUGCUCGAGACGUCUGCCCAACUUUGUAUAAGCCUGUUUUAUUUGUCUCAUCAUCAGAUACACUUGACCAGCCUUGCCUAGAUGUUCUACUGCAUCAUUCAUAUUUUGUCAGGAUUACUAAGGAUAUCUCCUUAAGUAUUGCCAUUCAUUAUCUUUGAGUUUCUAGGUACCACUAGCAAUGGAUACUAUUCUCUGCCAUUUUGUUUCACUUUCACCUUUUAUUUUUAAACUCAUUUAGCUGGCAUUACUUCCACUGAAUUGGUUACCCUGGAAAAUUUACUUUUUACCUGCUUAGCUCCCUUGAUAUUUUCUACAGUAUUGACAUUUUCUUGCAGUGAUGUGUCCUCAGUUUCCUAGCAUGUCUGCCACAGUUUCUAAGUCAGCUACUCUGAACCACACUGGGAGGACUGCACUCAGUCUGUGGGUUACAGGUAUCUCUCCCAUAUCCUGAUGGAUUCAAACAUUAUUUGGUCAUGUUUUGCAUUUUUCUGUUGUUGCUUUUUUUUUUUUUUUUUUUUGGUCAAUGUUUUUGUGCUGAAGGUAAAUGUUUACUUUGUCUUGUAGUUAGACAGGUAAGAGAAAAAAAAGUCUUUGUCUCAGUCAACCCUGAAAUGAGUUUUUGUUAUGAGGCGUGGCAUAGUUGAUUGUUUCUUUACUGCUUCUGUUCAGAGCUGCUACAACCAGAGGGAUAGUUGAGUCAAGUCCUGAUACAAUAAAUCAAUGAAUCUUGUAGUCUUUGUUUUUUUUUUUUUCUGUUGUUUUUAUUUGCAUUGAUAUUGUUAAGAUUCGACAUUUAUUAUUUUGUUGUUAUAGUUAUUGUACAUCUCAUUAAUUUCUAAGAUUUAAAAGAAAAUCAAUGACUUUUUUUUUUUCAAACCUUUUUUUCUUUGAUUUCAUUUGAUAUCAUUUAUAAACAUUAUGUAAAUAUCUGUGCGUAUGUGUACCAGUAAAACUGUGCACAAAACCUAUGACUUGGCAUAGAACAAAUUGUUUGAUGUAUUACAGACUGUAUCACUUACAAUGGUCUACAUUGUGUAGACCUGCCUUGAAAUCUACUUUAUGGUUAUGUAUAUUAUUGACUUGACUUUGAUGUUCACCAUGAACACAGUUGAAAAGGAAUUGCACUGUUCAUUAUUUGAUUAUUUGUGAUUGCACUGAGCCCUUUCUAGAGAGAGGCCAUGAUUUGUGAUCGCACAAACUGCUUUAUAUAUUAAGAGGCAAUCAGGAUAUGUGAUGUCACUGAUGCUUUUAUGUAGAGAGGCUCUCAGGAUAUGUGAUUUCACUGAUGCUUUUAUGUAGAGAGGCAAUCAGGAUAUGUGAUUUCACUGAUGCUUUUAUGUAGAGAGGCAAUCAGGAUAUGUGAUUUCACUGAUGCUUUUAUGUAGAGAGGCAAUCAGGAUAUGUGAUUUCACUGAUGCUUUUAUGUAGAGGCAAUCAGGAUAUGUGAUGUCACUGAUGCUUUUAUGUAGAGAGGCUCUCAGGAUAUGUGAUUUCACUGAUGCUUUUAUGUAGAGAGGCAAUCAGGAUAUGUGAUUUCACUGAUGCUUUAAUGUAAAGAGGCAAUCAGGAUAUGUGAUUUCACUGAUGCUUUAAUGUAAAGAGGCAAUCAGGAUAUGUGAUUUCACUGAUGCUUUAAUGUAAAGAGGCAAUCAGGAUAUGUGAUUUCACUGAUGUCUUUAUGUAGAGAGAGGCAAUCGGGAUUUGUAAUUGCUAUCACAAACCAUCUAUAGAUACUUCUGUAUUGUGCAAGUGUGUAUUGGAGUUUGAUCAUUGGUUACAUGCAAGCCCCUGUCCAGCCAGUCACUGACAGUAUUACAACUUUAUUUAUUGUUCAGAUACUGUUCACUCUUUGCACACACAAACACUCUAACAGAAAGAAGCAACAAGUUAAAGUAGUCAAUUAGUUGUAUUUCACCAACAACUCGUAAUUUAUAGAAAUACCAGAGAGAAAUACUCUCUCUCUGCACGAGAACUUGUUGACCAUGAUCGAGAACUUAUUGAUCAUGAUCGAGAACUUGUUGACCAUGAUCGAGAACUUGUUGACCAUGAUCGAGAACUUGUUGACCAUGACCGAGAACUUGUUGACCAUGAUCGAGAACUUGUUGACCAUGAUCGAGAACUUGUUGAUCAUGAUCGAGAACUUGUUGACCAUGAUCGAGAACUUGUUGAUCAUGAUCGAGAACUUGUUGACCAUGAUCGAGAACUUAUUGAUCAUGACCGAGAACUUGUUGACCAUGAUCGAGAACUUGUUGACCAUGAUCGAGAACUUGUUGAUCAUGAUCGAGAACUUGUUGACCAUGAUCGAGAACUUGUUGAUCAUGAUCGAAAACUUGUUGACCAUGAUCGAGAACUUAUUGAUCAUGACCGAGAACUUGUUGACCAUGAUCGAGAACUUGUUGACCAUGAUCGCACAAAAUCUGGUGCUAUCAAUGCUUAGUUUCUCCAAACAUGAACUACCAUAAAAGUGCAAUGAGAAUCUAAAGAUGUUUACUCUGCAACUCACAAACAUGACAUGGGACAUUAUGGCAUUGACAACAAAUACAACUUUCGUUGUCCUACUGAGCUGUGUAUAAAUUAGGAGGCAUAAGAACCCUACUGAACUUUGACCUGAUCCUUUUUUUUUUAUAUCUAUCCUUUAUGACUAAUUUAAAAAAAAAAUAUAUCAUUGGUCUUGUCAGAUUGAGCUGUUUGUGUAUUUGUGAGUUGAUUUAAUAGGAUAUUUUAAGAUUUAGUUUCGCCCUACAAAUUCAGUGCUGCAACUUAGGGCCUCUUAGCAUCUUGCUCUAUGAAGAGAUCAUCAGUAAAUGAGUGUCUACACCAGCAUGGUGAUGUUAGAAUAAAAAUGCAGAUUGUGAA
Molecule: messenger RNA, 4409 nt
Organism: Biomphalaria glabrata
Lineage: Eukaryota; Metazoa; Mollusca; Gastropoda; Planorbidae
Product: ras-related protein Rab-28-like
Exons: 6
Coding region: 351-1031 (226 amino acids)
Cellular component (GO): Golgi apparatus; endosome
Molecular function (GO): GTP binding; GTPase activity
Source: RefSeq, a predicted model, not a curated record